CUCCUGGAGUGUACGGAGGCAAGAUGGCAUUCUGGACACAGCUGGGUUUGCUACUAUGGAAGAAUUUCACUUAUAGGAGAAGGCAAACGGUCCAACUACUGAUUGAAAUCACUUGGCCAUUGUUUAUCUUCUUUAUUCUGAUGUCUGUGAGACUGUCUUAUCCGCCUUAUGAACAACCAGAAUGUCAUUUUCCAAACAAGGCCAUGCCUUCAGCUGGAACAUUGCCCUGGGUCCAGGGGAUUAUCUGUAAUGCCAACAAUCCUUGCUUUCGUUCCCCGACACCUGGAGAGACACCUGGCAUUGUUGGCAAUUUUAAUGAAUCUAUUGUUUACCGAUUGUUCACUGACGCCAAACGCUUGCUAAUGUAUAGCCAGAAGGACACCAGCAUCAAGGAUGUACAGCAAGUGUUGACAAAAGUGCAGAAACUUGGGAAAUUUGCCUCAGGUGUCAAAGUUCGGGAUUUUCUGUUUGUCAACGAGACGUUCUCUGACUUCCUCCAUCACAAUGCUUCCCUAUCACAGCCUGAUAUAGAUGAAAUCCUGAAUGCUGAGGUCAGUCUCCAACAGAUCAUUACAUCUGGCUACCGGAUAAGUGUGGAAGACUUGUGCAAUUUCACCAAACUGCCAGAAGUGGUGGCUAUCAACAAUGGCAGCCGUGCCUUAAUUUGCUCUAUGUCGAAGGAACAGCUUGCUUCUCUAGAAAGAGUGUUCCAGGAUAAUAUGGACUUCAUAAAGCCCCUUAUGAAAGGGAUCACCUUCAAUUCAACCCUGGAGGAUGUUAAGGGAACUAUGGAGACACUGACCCAGAGCCUCGGGAAUCUUCUUAAAGAGUUAGUGAGCAUGAGAAGUUGGAGUGACAUGAGACAAGAGGUGAUGUUCCUGACCAACAUGAAUUCCACAAGUUCUUCUGCUGAUAUCUACCAGGCAGUAUCUCGAAUUGUUUGUGGCCACCCUGAGGGAGGGGGAUUGCAGAUCAAGUCCCUCAACUGGUAUGAAGACCACAAUUACAAAGCAUUGUUUGGAAGCAACAGCUCUGAUGACGAUGCAGUGGAUUUCUAUGAUAACUAUACCACACCUUUCUGCAAUAACUUAAUGAAGACCCUGGAAUCCAACCCGCUUUCCAGGAUUAUCUGGAGGGCCCUGAAGCCUUUGCUUGUUGGAAAAGUUCUGUACAGCCCUGAUACACCAGCAACAAGGACAAUUAUGUCAGAGGUCAACAAGACAUUCCAAGAGCUAGGUGUCUUCCAUGAACUUGGAGGCAUGUGGGAAGAGAUUAAACCAAAACUUAAAACUUUCAUGGAAGAAAGCCAGGAGAUGGAUCUGAUCCGGGUCAUCCUCGACUUACGACCGAGUGAGCUCCUUUGGAACCAAUACUUGGUCAAUUCAAGAUGGACCAUGGAAGAGGUUGCCCAGUUCCUGGCAAAACACCCUGAGGAUGUCCGUCCAGUGAAUGGCUCUGCUUAUAGCUGGAGGAAUGCAUUCAAUGAAACUGAUCAAGCCAUUAUGACUAUUUCCCGUUUUAUGGAAUGCGUCAAUUUGAACAAGUUGGAAGCUGUGCCUGACGAAGGAUGGCUUAUCAGAAAAUCCAUGGAACUGCUGGACCAGAGACGAUUCUGGGCUGGCGUAAUUUUUCCUGAAAUUGCUCCUCAGAGUGUGAAUUUGCCCCAUCAUGUCAAAUAUAAGAUUCGGAUGGAUAUUGAUAGCGUGGAAAGGACCAACAAAAUCAAGGACAAGUUCUGGGACCCAGGUCCUCGAGCUGAUCCUUUUGAUGACAUGCGCUACAUUUGGGGAGGCUUCGCCUACUUGCAGGAUGUAAUAGAGCAAGCAAUCAUACGGACUUUGACAGGCUCUGAGAAGAAAACUGGUGUCUACGUUCAGCAGAUGCCUUAUCCAUGUUAUGUGGAUGACACAUUCUUGCGUAUCUUGAGCCGGUCAAUGCCUCUUUUCAUGACUUUGGCUUGGAUCUAUUCAGUAGCGGUGAUCAUCAAGGGGAUUAAAGGAAACUUGCUGCCCUACAGUGAUCCCAGCGUGAUUUUCAUCUUCCUGUCUCUCUUUGGUGUCGUAACCAUCUCACAGUGCUUCCUCAUCAGCACCUUCUUCUCCAGAGCCAACAUAGCAGCUGCUUGUGGAGGAAUUAUCUAUUUUACUCUCUAUUUGCCUUACCCCUUAUGUGAAGCCUGGCAGAAUUAUAUCGGUUUCUCUCUCAGAAUAUUUGCAAGCCUACUUUCUCCUGUUGCCUUUGGAUUUGGCUGCGAGUAUGUUUCCCUGUUUGAAGAACAGGGUAUUGGGUUGCAGUGGGACAAUUUCUUUGAAAGCCCUGUGGAACAAGACAGUUUCAACUUGACUUUAUCUGUGUUCAUGAUGGUGCUGGAUAGCUUGUUGUAUGGCAUUAUGACUUGGUACAUUGAGUCUGUUUUUCCAGGUCAAUAUGGCAUUCCCAGACCUUGGUACUUCCCCUUUAUGAAAUCCUAUUGGUUUGGUGAGGAAGCUGGAGGACAGUGGCUCCCUUCUCAUGCUGCAGGAUCAUCAGAAAUUUGCAUGGAAGAAGAGCCAAGCCAUCUUCCUCUUGGGGUCUCCAUUAAGAACUUGGUGAAGGUUUACCGUGAUGGCAAGAAGCUGGCUAUAGAUGGUCUUACACUGAAUUUUUAUGAAGGGCAAAUUACCUCCUUCUUAGGGCACAAUGGAGCAGGAAAAACUACCACAAUGUCCAUUUUGACUGGCUUAUUCCCCCCGACCUCAGGCACGGCCUUUAUCUUGGGGAAAGAUAUCCGUUCUGAACUCAACACUAUCCGGAAGAAUCUGGGUGUUUGUCCUCAACACAAUGUCUUGUUUGAUGAGCUGACAGUGGAAGAACACAUUUGGUUUUAUGCACGCCUGAAGGGGCUGCCGAAAAAGUUGGUGAAAAAGGAAAUGGAACAAAUGGCUAUAGAUGUUGGCUUGCCUCACAAACUCAAAUCUAAGACAAACCAACUUUCUGGUGGCAUGCAGAGAAAGCUUUCGAUAGCUCUGGCCUUUGUAGGUGGUUCUAAAGUUGUCAUUCUUGACGAGCCAACAGCUGGAGUGGAUCCAUAUUCCCGAAGAGGGAUCUGGGAGUUGCUCUUGAAAUAUCGACAAGGUCGCACUAUCAUUCUCUCCACCCACCACAUGGAUGAGGCAGACAUCCUUGGAGACCGAAUUGCCAUCAUAUCUAAUGGCAAACUUUGUUGCGUUGGCUCUUCAUUAUUCCUGAAGAACCAGCUGGGCACAGGAUACUACCUGACCUUAGUCAAGAAGGAUGUAGAUUCUUCACUCAGCUCCUGUAGAAACAGCAGCAGCACAAUAUCUUAUCUGAAAAAGGAUGACAGUGUUUCUCAGAGUAGUUCUGAUGCAGGCCUUGGGAGCGACCACGAAAGUGACACUCCAACAAUAGAUGUAUCUGCAAUUUCUAAUCUGAUUAUGAAGCACGUCCCAGAAGCAAGACUGGUGGAGGACAUUGGCCACGAGUUAAGUUAUGUCUUGCCCUAUGAAGCUGCCCGAGAAGGAGCUUUUGUGGAGCUGUUUCAUGAGAUUGAUGACCGCCUCUCUGACCUGGGGAUUUCCAGCUAUGGCAUUUCUGAGACUACCUUGGAAGAGAUUUUUCUCAAGGUGGCAGAUGAAAAUGGUGUGGAUGCAGAAACUUCAGAUGGCACAUUACCUGCUAGAAGAAACCGAGUCUUUGGAGACCGACAAAGCUGCCUUCGCCCGUUCACAGAGGACGAUGCUUUCGAUCCUAAUGAUUCUGACAUAGAUCCAGAAUCUCGGGAAACUGACCUUCUGAGCGGAAUGGAUGGCAAAGGAUCCAGUCAGAUGAAGGGCUGGAAGCUGACCCAGCAACAGUUUGUAGCUCUACUUUGGAAGCGGCUACUUAUCGCCAAGCGCAGCAGAAAGGGCAUUUUUGCCCAGAUUGUUCUCCCUGCCAUCUUUGUUUGCAUUGCUCUUGUGUUCAGUCUGAUUGUUCCUCCCUUUGGAAAAUAUCCCACCCUCGAAUUGCACCCUUGGAUGUAUGAUCAGCAGUACACAUUUAUCAGCAAUGAUGCUCCACAAGACACCUCUACUCAAAAGCUUCUGAGCGCUCUUCUCAACAAACCUGGUUUCGGGACCCGUUGCAUGGAAGGAUACUCCAUUCCAGAGGCUCCUUGUUCUGUGGGAGAAGAAGAGUGGAGCCAAGUUCCGGUGCCUCAGAAUGUCAUGGAAAUUUUCCAGAAAGGCAACUGGACAAUGGAGAAUCCCUCCCCGUCGUGCAUAUGUAGCAAAGGCAAUAUCAAGAAAAUGCUUCCAGUGUGCCCUGCUGGGGCUGGUGGUCUACCUCCUCCCCAGAGAACCCAGAAGACCACCGAUAUUCUGCAGAAUCUGACGGGGCGCAACAUUUCUGAUUAUUUGGUGAAGACUUAUGCACAGAUCAUUGGAAAAAGUUUGAAGAGUAAGCAUUGGGUCAAUGAGUUCAGAUAUGGUGGCUUUUCAUUGGGAGCUAGUGGGUCUAUUGUGCUUCCUCGAAAUGAAGAGGUCAAUGAUGCCAUCAAUCAAAUGAAGAAAAUCUUGGAAAUUACCAAGGGGGGUGCUGCUGAACGGUUUCUAAACAGCUUCCGGAACUUCAUGAAAGGCCUGGACACAAAUGAUAAUAUUAAGGUGUGGUUUAACAACAAAGGCUGGCAUGCCAUUGGUGCUUUUCUCAAUGUGAUCAACAAUGCCAUUCUCCGCGCCAACCUACAAGAUGGAGAGAAUCCAAGCAACUAUGGCAUUACGAUCUACAAUCACCCACUGAACCUCACCAAGCAGCAGCUCUCUGAAGUUGCCUUGAUGACUACUUCAGUGGAUGUUUUGGUCUCCAUCUGUGUCAUCUUCGCCAUGUCCUUCGUUCCAGCUAGCUUUGUAGUUUUCUUAAUCCAGGAGCGGGUCAGUAAAGCCAAGCAUCUCCAGUUCAUAUGCGGUGUGAAACCAGUAAUCUACUGGGCGGCCAAUUUUCUAUGGGAUAUGUGCAACUACAUUAUUCCGGCGACUUUGGUCAUUAUCAUCUUCAUCUGCUUCCAGCAGAAAUCCUAUGUAUCCUCAACCAAUCUCCCAGUGUUGGCACUUCUACUUUUGCUCUAUGGGUGGUCCAUAACUCCUCUCAUGUACCCAGCAUCUUUCAUAUUCAAGAUUCCUAGCACGGCAUACGUGGUGCUGACCAGCGUAAACCUCUUCAUUGGCAUCAAUGCGAGUGUCAUCACUUUUGUCCUUGAACUAUUCACCAGCAGUAAAUUCAACAGCAUCAAUGACAUCCUGAAGUCUGUGUUCCUUAUCUUUCCACACUUCUGCUUGGGACGUGGCCUAAUUGACAUGGUGAAAAACCAAGCAAUGGCAGAUGCCCUUGAAAGGUUUGGUGAGAAUCGCUUUGUCUCCCCUCUCUCCUGGAACCUGGUUGGGAGGAACCUUUUUGCCAUGGCUAUAGAAGGAGUCGUGUUCUUUCUCAUCACGGUGUUGAUCCAGUACAGGUUCUUUAUCAAGUCUAGGCCUAUGAGCGCAAAGCUUCCACCUGUAAAUGAAGAGGAUGAGGAUGUGGUUAGAGAAAGGCAGAGGAUCAUUGGUGGUGGUGGGCAGAGUGACAUCUUAGAAAUCAAAGAAUUAACCAAGAUGUACAGAAUGAAACAGAAACCUGCUGUGGACAGAAUCUGUGUUGGAAUCCCUCCUGGAGAGUGCUUUGGUCUCCUGGGCGUGAAUGGCGCAGGGAAAUCUUCCACUUUCAAGAUGUUGACUGGAGACACUGAUGUUACAGGAGGAGAUGCUUUUCUGAAGGGAAACAGUAUUUUGUCUAACAUCAAAGAAGUCCAUCAGAACAUGGGCUACUGUCCUCAGUUUGAUGCCAUUCAGGAGUUGCUGACUGGGCGAGAGCACCUGGAAUUCUUUGCGCUCUUAAGGGGAGUUCCUGAAAAAGAAGUCUGCAAGGUUGGUGAGUGGGCUGUCCGUAAACUAGGCCUUGUAAAAUAUGCUGAAAAAUAUGCCGGCACCUAUAGUGGUGGGAACAAGCGCAAGCUGUCUACUGCAAUGGCCCUAAUUGGGGGGCCUCCUGUGGUCUUCCUGGAUGAGCCAACUACAGGAAUGGAUCCCAAAUCCCGCCGCUUCCUUUGGAACUGUGCCUUGAGCAUCAUCAAAGAGGGAAGGUCUGUGGUCCUUACAUCUCACAGCAUGGAAGAAUGUGAGGCCCUCUGCACUCGAAUGGCGAUCAUGGUGAAUGGGCGGUUCAGGUGCCUUGGCAGUGUCCAACACUUGAAGAACAGGUUUGGAGAAGGUUACACAAUAAUUGUACGAAUAGCAGGGGGAACCCCUGACCUAACCCCUGUUGAGAACUUCUUCAAGCUUGCUUUUCCAGGAAGCGUGCUGAAGGAGAAGCAUCGCAACAUGCUGCAAUAUCAGCUCCCGUCCUCUCCAUCCUCUCUGGCUAGGAUAUUUAGCAUCCUUUCCCAGAACAAAAAGAAACUCCACAUAGAAGACUACUCUGUUUCCCAGACCACACUUGACCAAGUAUUUGUAAACUUCGCCAAGGACCAAACUUAUGAUGACCACACAAAAGACUUGUCGUUGCACAAAAACCAGACUGUGGUAGAUGUAGCUGUUUUGAGUUCCUUUUUGCAAGAUGAGAAGGUGAAGGAAAGCUGUGUAUGAAUAACCUUCCUCAGAAGGAUGCAAUGGUCACACUGAGCAGAAGGAGAAAUGUUCAUCCUUUCUGUGUUAUGGAUGGGAUCUUCCCAAGUGGAAACAGAUCGAGACCGAGGAGGUGGAGAUGGAAAUAUUAAAUGGGACAUUGUACUGGUAAUCAUUCAAUGCAAUGCAAUUCAAUGCAAACGAAACAAUAUUCCAUUACAGAGGCAGCGCCUCUGGGAGAUGUUGCCUUGUUGUACUGUUCUCUAGUGAAAGACUUGAAUUUAGUUAUUCUUACAUUAUGAUUCUGUGAAACUCUAAUAUGGUGCCACUUGCUGCUACGUUGUCUUUUGCCAUACUCCCACUUGUUUCUACUUAGUAUGUUUUAUGUUAAAAAUUACGUUAACAACAAUUCAGAGAUUUAUGGCCAGUGAUUUAUUUAUUCACCAUGCUAAGGUAGGCACAGAUUCUCUGCCCAGGGGGGAAAGGAACUGCUUGGGCACUACAUCAUUGCUGGCAAUGAAUGCAUCAACAGAACCAGUGUCCAGCAGUCACACCCAGUGUGAUAUUGUGUCCUUAUUUAAGUAUUAGCUAUUGGUCUGGUUGACCCAUACAUGUUUGAGGGGACUGGUAUAACAACCAUUAGGGGUCUUAAUAGUGGGCCAUGAAGCACACCCUCAAAACAGGCUAGUUUGAAUUCAGUUUCUUAAUGGCUUGUAGGAGAACCAACAAUUAACCAUCAAAGCAUCUGAGACAACUUCUGUCCUAAUAGUAUGGUGUCCAAUUGCUUAUUUUUCCCCUUUGCUUUUGUUGUGGGACCGUUGCUGUUUUUGGGUUUCUUUACUUAAGCUUGAUUGUUGAUAUGUCUAUUUUCUUGCAAAAGUACUAUCUGUAGGAGAGACUCAGCAAACUCUGAAGAACUCUCUAUUAUCAUCUAUACUAGGGUAUCUUGUUUUCCUGCCUAUCUAAAUGCAUAUAGCAUUAUUUCCAUCAAUAUGGAAAACCUUCAGUUAUACCAUCACCUCUGUCCUGUUUACAUAUAAUUUUAAAUCAUACAAUGGUGAUCUCCUGCUUUGCAUAGCAGAGAUGCUGUUUCAGGGUUGAGGUUGGAGAAAGCCCUCCAGAAAAAGCAGCUGGGGGUCUUGAAGUCUUGAAUGUCCUGAGUUUCCAUAGUCCUUCCAUUUCUCUUACUUCGUGGCUAUUAUGUGGCACCUACGCUGAUCUCCUACUCCAGAUAUGGAUCGAAGGUAGGCAUUAAAAGUUGGAUAUGUGGAUGACAAGCAACUAAUAAAUAGAUUUUCUUAAAAAAAAUAUGCCCCAUUUUUCAGCAACUGUUUAUUUGGAAAUUUACAUGGGAACUUUUUUCAUUCAGCCCAGACAUAAAAAGCUAGGAGAAACAAAAUGGCUACAAAUUAUAUUUUUGUAGUAUUGGUUAACAAACCAAUACUUGUGCUCAUCACAGCUGGCAUAUACUAAUAUUACAGCCAUGUCCCAAGCCAGGUAAAAUUCUGAAAUGGUUAGUUGCACUAAGUCGUUUUGAAGUCAGCAGGACAUCAGUCUGAAUCCUGCACAAUCUUUUUUGCACCCAACUUUCAAUGACCUGCAAUUUAGUUUCUCUCUCUCUAAGUACCGUAGAUAUUUUUUCUACAAAUAUAAAUGCUCUAUUUUAGUAUAAUUUUAAAACACGUUUGCAAAUUUAACACAAUUAUAACAGAGGUAAACAUUAAUUGUACAAUCCCUUGAUACAACAGUAACUCAAAAUAAUUGAGUUAAAUGACCAGUGUAAAUUUGCAAUGUAAGGCUGAAAUCCUAUACAUGAUGACCUGACAAUUAGAUGUACUGAUCACAAUGGGACUUCAAUAAAAGAAUAAGUGCAUUAUAUUCCCAUUGCUUUCAGUGGGGAGCAUUUAAAUCCUUACUUAUCUGUUUCAUUGGAAAUAAUGGUUUCUAGAAGUGCUUCUUGCUAAGAAUGGAGAUCCAGGCUGGGUUUGUUCCACACAAAAUACUAGUAAAUCACUGUGUACAAAUUUUCCUUUGUAUCAGAUGAGUUAGCCAAAAUUUUCCUCAUGCUCUCCGUAUGAUAUAAAACCACUGGUCAAGGAACUGAAAAAGAAUAUUUACUUCAUGUUACGUGAUUAAAAUUGCUGUUAUCCUUCUGCAGUAUUUGUGAUACUGUAAAGAUAGUUUCAUAUGAAUAUAUUUCUUACAGAAGUUAAUAUGUAUAGUAAGUCCCUAUUCCUGUGCUUUUCCUCCCAGUUCUGUUCCAAUCCCCUCUCCCCCUAAUAUGAUUGGUCCUUCAUUCCAAGCACUUUAUGCUGGCUGUAAUGGGAUCUAUUUUUGCACUGGAUUAUCUUAUAAACUUUGCAAAACAGUAGAGCAGUUUCACAUAUACGCAAAAACAAUCUUUUAAGUUAAAAAUCUUUCAAUGGACAUUUUCAUGGAAAAACAAAUAUAUAUUUGUAUUGCUAAUAACUAUUUGUGAAAUAUUAAUAGACAUCUGUUAAUUGCCUUGUAUCAAGUAAAGAAUAAAAGUGUUGCUGGUCUACAAAUCA
Molecule: messenger RNA, 9184 nt
Organism: Protobothrops mucrosquamatus (brown spotted pit viper)
Lineage: Eukaryota; Metazoa; Chordata; Lepidosauria; Squamata; Viperidae
Gene: ABCA1
Product: ATP binding cassette subfamily A member 1
Exons: 50
Coding region: 24-6656 (2210 amino acids)
Biological process (GO): lipid transport; transmembrane transport
Cellular component (GO): membrane; intracellular membrane-bounded organelle
Molecular function (GO): ATP binding; ABC-type transporter activity; lipid carrier activity
Source: RefSeq, a predicted model, not a curated record